GUCGUGUACGUCACACUCAUGCUGCCGGAAAGCGACAAUUACAAAUAUAUUAAUCACAAUUUUACAGCGAUAGCAGCUGCAGCAUAUUUUUAGUGGUUUUUUUUUAAAUAAAAAUGUCGGGAAAGGCUAAAGAGAUUUUACAGUUGGACCUGUAUGGUUUACUCGGUAUAGAAAGCGUUGCUACAACGAAAGAGAUUAAAAAAGCAUACAGACAGAAAGCUUUGACAUGCCAUCCAGACAAGAACCCAGACAACCCAAAAGCAGCGGAGCUCUUCCACCAGUUGUCUCAGGCUCUUGAAGUUCUCACUGAUGCUGCUGCGAGAGCUGCCUAUGACAAGAUUUGUGCUGCCAAGAAACAAGCAGAAGAAAGAAACCGGAAACUAGAUGAUAAAAGGAAGAAAAUUAAACUUGACUUGGAGGCCAGAGAGAGACGAGCAGAAACUCAAAGCCAAGAUGAGGUGCAAAUCACAAGAACGCUCGAACAAGAGAUUGCYCGUUUACGAGAGGAGGGAUCCAGACAGCUUGAAGAAGAACAGAGGCUCGUCAGAGAGCAGAUUCAAAGAGAAAGAGAAGCCAAGCAUCAAUCAGGAGAACACACUCACAGAAAGUCUGGAGGGGAGAGAUGUUCCAAGAACAAUGUGACCCCCAAACUGAAGUUAAAAUGGAAGUGUAAAAAAGACGACGAGAGGAACGGAGGUUACUCCCAAGAUGUUCUUUUUAAACUAUUUAGUAAGUACGGCGAGGUUUUGAACGUGAUUGUAUCGARUAAGAAGAGAGGAAGUGCUGUGGUGGAGUUUACAUCUAUCAGAGCAGCUGAGCUGGCUGCUAUAAAUGAAAGUGGCCUGAGCGGUAACCCAUUGAAGAUUUCGUGGCUUGAAGGACAGCCUGAAGUUGUCGCUGCAGCCUCUCAAUCUGGCCAUUUCAUGUCUGCACAGGCGUCCCUGACAAACGAGCGCGACUACGAGAGCGUGGUGAUGAUGAGGAUGAGGCAGGCCGCCGAGCGUCAGAGGCUCAUCGAACAAAUGCAGCGAGAGGACGACGAAGAGGAAGUUGCCAAGUCAUAGCCUCUGAAGGUCCAGCUUGGAGAUAUCAAGUACAUCUGAUCCGGGCUUUAGUUUCAUAAAGCCUCUUAUGUGUUUUAGUUUUUURUGUAAUAUGCUGUGCAACAAAUAAACCAUUUUAACAAAAAGUUAAAA
Molecule: messenger RNA, 1196 nt
Organism: Austrofundulus limnaeus
Lineage: Eukaryota; Metazoa; Chordata; Actinopteri; Cyprinodontiformes; Rivulidae
Gene: dnajc17
Product: DnaJ (Hsp40) homolog, subfamily C, member 17
Exons: 11
Coding region: 114-1064 (316 amino acids)
Biological process (GO): spliceosomal complex disassembly
Cellular component (GO): spliceosomal complex
Molecular function (GO): RNA binding
Source: RefSeq, a predicted model, not a curated record